AUGAUUAUCUUUACGGACAUUGUCACUGGUGACGAGAUCAUCUCGGACUCCUUCCCCAUGACUGAGGUCGAUGGAGUCGCCUACGAGAUUGACUGCCAGAUGGUGACGGAGAACGCCGUCGAAGUCGACAUUGGCGCCAAUGCGUCGGCUGAGGAGGCCGAGGAGGGUGUCGAGGAUACCGCGAUCAAGGUCAACAACGUUAUCCGCUCAUUCCGUCUCCAGAACACCAGCUUCGACAAGAAGCAGUAUCUUUCUUAUCUCAAGGGCUACAUGAAGACUGUCAAGAAGCAUCUCCAGGAGACUGGCAAGUCUGAUGAGGAGGUCAAGGACUUCGAGACCAAGGCCGGUGGUUUCGCCAAGAAGAUUGUCACCAGCUUCAAGGACUGGGAGUUCUACACGGGCGAGUCGAUGAACCCCGACGGAAUGGUCGUUCUCCUCAACUACCGCGAGGACGGCACCACCCCCUACGUCGUUGUCUGGAAGCACGGCCUCAAGGGCACCAAGGUUUAA
Lasiosphaeria miniovina is the source of this 510-nucleotide messenger RNA. RefSeq names its product translationally-controlled tumor protein. The record is from RefSeq and is a predicted model, not a curated record. Gene Ontology annotation, molecular function: calcium ion binding. Lineage: Eukaryota; Fungi; Ascomycota; Sordariomycetes; Sordariales; Lasiosphaeriaceae. The transcript is spliced from 5 exons. Gene Ontology annotation, cellular component: cytoplasm. The coding region runs from base 1 to 510 and encodes 169 amino acids.